Messenger RNA from Macaca mulatta (Rhesus monkey), 1501 nucleotides. Lineage: Eukaryota; Metazoa; Chordata; Mammalia; Primates; Cercopithecidae. The record is from RefSeq and is a predicted model, not a curated record.
UCCUCCCAGGCCUAGGGCCACAACGCCUGGUAAAUAACGUCCGACGCUCAGCCUCUUUCCCAAAAGCCCAAUGUGGGAAGAACUAGCAGGGGGCGGGGAGCUGCAAAACGCGCACCGCUCACGUGGGCAUCUAGAGUCCAGCUCCCGAGACCUGGGACAGGGUCUCUCCCCACCCACCCAAACGACGCCCUCGGUCUGUUUCCGCGAGGAUCCGGAGAAGCUGACCCUCUCAGCGGGGGGUCUUCCCGGGGCACCUGGGCCAGGGCGGGCCCCCAGCGUCGUCCUCCCCCCCACACUCCCCUGCCCACACAUUCUGGAUCAAAGCAGACGCGCGGCUGGCGCUCUGCGAUCCAAGGCACACUGGGGUCUUUCAUCCGGUGUUUUUAAAAAGGAGGAAACAAAAGGCUCAGAGGCAGGGCCACAGGUGCGCUCGCCCGCGGGGCUGCGGCGCGGACGACCGAGGGGAACAGGCAAGUCCCCGCCGAACUUCGAGCGCCGGGCCCGGCAGCCACCCCGGCGGGCAAGUUUCGUUUGCGGGACAGGGGAAGCCGAAGCGGGGCCUCCUCGGGACAGGAUCCCGCGCCGCCCGGACGUGCAGCCUUCAUACAAACGUCCUCGGGUGGCCGAGGAGUCCAAGAACCGCCGCAGUUGUGGUCUCGGGGUUACCGGAGAUUGGGGGUGAGCGGAGCCCCGAGCACCACUCGGCCACCAGAUAGUGCCGGGGCCCCGCUCCUUUCCUCUUUUACAUUGAUUACGGUUGGAGAGGUUGGGUUUUGUGGUCGCAGGCCCACCUCCCCUGACCUCCCAUUCGCGGGCUGGGACAAAGGCGACUGCAGCCGAGUUCGGCAGGCAGAGGACAGCCCCGCGCUGGCCCGACGCCCCCUCUGACCACCCGCCCGGGCUCGCGGGAGGGGAGAAAGAAAACCACGACUUCCUGGAAAAGUCUUCCCCGUAAAUAUUAAUCUCUUUGGCAUAAAGAGGAAAACACUACAGCUAUCUUUUCAUGGGAUAACAUAAAAAUAUAGGUUCCAAUUUAUUUUAUCUUUUCCCUUUUGAUGCUCUUUUUAAACGAGGAGUAAAGAUUUCAACUCCAGGUCCAGUUUCCAGAUUUUGUACCAGAACCUUGCGGAUGCUUGUCUCUCGCGCCCUUCUCCGCAGACCCAACCCUCUCCGGAACUCAGAGCUGUUCACCCAAGUCAGCGGCGGAGGCCUCCUGGGACUUGAGCCUGAGGGUGGCAAAGAACCCUAGACAGAGAUCAGCUUGGUACCGAUGAGUGACGCGGAGCUUGAACAUUCCAGGGACUUGCUCCAGAGCCACUCCCAGUUAAGAGACUGAGUGUUAUCUACACCGUAGGCUCCACGAACCGAACCGGGUUUGGAUACAGACACAGCCACACCAUCCAUGAAAAGCUGUUUCUAUAAUAUGGAAAACUGUUAAAUGACGCUUUAGUAAAAGCCCAUUUAAAGAUCUUUCUAAUAAAUUUUUCAUCUUUCCAAACAA